AUGGCGACUGCCAUCAGCAAGAAGCGUAAGUUCGUAGCAGACGGUGUUUUCUACGCCGAGUUGAAUGAGCUCUUCACAAGGGAGCUCGCAGAGCACGGGUACUCCGGCGUGGAGGUCCGUGUCACACCGCUGCGCACUGAGAUUAUCAUCAGGGCGACCAGAACACAGAACGUGCUAGGCGUGAAGGGACGCAGAAUUCGGGAGCUCACAGCGGUGGUGCAGAAGCGGUUCAAGUUCCCUGAGAACAGCGUGGAGCUGUACGCAGAGAAGGUGGCCAACCGCGGGCUGUGCGCCAUCGCGCAGGCCGAGUCCCUGCGCUACAAGCUGCUGGGAGGCCUUGCCGUGCGCAGGGCGUGCUACGGUGUGUUGCGGUUCAUCAUGGAGAACGGCGCCAAGGGGUGUGAGGUGAUCGUGAGCGGCAAGCUGCGCGCCCAGCGUGCCAAGGCCAUGAAGUUCAAGGACGGCUACAUGAUCUCCUCCGGCCAGCCCGUCAAUGACUACAUUGACAGCGCUGUGCGCCACGUGCUCCUGCGCCAGGGCGUGCUCGGUAUCAAGGUGCGGAUCAUGAAGAACCACGACCCCACCGGGAAGUCCGGCCCCAAGGCGACCAUGCCCGACGUGGUGGUGGUGCACGCGCCCAAGGACGAGGAC
Messenger RNA from Coccomyxa subellipsoidea C-169, 651 nucleotides. RefSeq names its product putative 40S ribosomal protein S3. The transcript is spliced from 5 exons. Gene Ontology annotation, molecular function: RNA binding; structural constituent of ribosome. Gene Ontology annotation, biological process: translation. The record is from RefSeq and is a predicted model, not a curated record. NCBI's taxonomy places the organism in Eukaryota, Viridiplantae, Chlorophyta, Trebouxiophyceae, Coccomyxaceae. Gene Ontology annotation, cellular component: nucleus; cytosolic small ribosomal subunit. The annotation marks the transcript as partial.